Microthlaspi erraticum is the source of this 306-nucleotide messenger RNA. The record is from the annotation of a GenBank genome assembly. Lineage: Eukaryota; Viridiplantae; Streptophyta; Magnoliopsida; Brassicales; Brassicaceae.
AUGAAGAAGGAAGAGAUCCACCUCCUCCUCCAAUCCACAAGAUCCUGCUGGGAUGUGAAUGUGCAACCUCAAGCCGAGCAAACAAUCGGAGACUAUGACUCUGCCGAUGCUUUCUUCACGGAUAGAAACCCUAUCCAUCCACCACUUCCUGCAAGGAAUGACUAUGAGAUCAAGCCUCAGAUCAUAGCAUUGGUUAGACAGAACCAAUUCAAUGGCCUUCCAGCCGAACAUCCUCUUGAUCACAUAGAAAACUUUGAAGAGUUUGCAGCACUACUAGAUCCAAUGGAGUCUCAGCUGACUACUUGA